Messenger RNA from Portunus trituberculatus (swimming crab), 1020 nucleotides. Its product is annotated as putative aldolase class 2 protein CC_1201. Gene Ontology annotation, cellular component: cytoskeleton. Lineage: Eukaryota; Metazoa; Arthropoda; Malacostraca; Decapoda; Portunidae. Gene Ontology annotation, molecular function: actin filament binding. Bases 124 to 975 code for a protein of 283 amino acids. The record is from RefSeq and is a predicted model, not a curated record. The transcript is spliced from 7 exons.
UUUGUCACAAGUUCGCUUCACUACUCAAUUGGCGUGUCUGGCACUCACACCUGGCAGAGUGGUUACUACGCACGUGCAUAAAUACCCUGCAGCCUCCUCACACUGUCUCCCGGCGUGGUGGUAAUGUUUAGUCUUCGAGGGGUGACACUGGCCAAGGCCGCCACGAAUCAUGGACGGCUGCUGGCAAGGUCUUUCACGUGCAGUUUCCCCAAACCCUACACUGUGCCUGAAGGAGCCUGGGGCUGCAAUAAGGCUGCCCGACUGGAACUGGCGGCGGCGUACCGAGGGUUGGACCUGCUUGGUCUGAACGAAGGUGUGUGCAACCACCUGAGCAUGAUGGCACCACGCGCCAAUGAGGAAGGCCAGAUCAUGCUUGUGAACGACUAUGGCUUGCACUGGAGUGAGGUGACUGCGAGCAACUUGGUGGGACUGAACGAACAUGCCGAAAUGGUAGAGGGGCAGGGCAUUGUAGACAUCGCCGCCUCCUGCAUCCAUCUAGGUAUCCGCAAGAUUCGCCCAGACGCCACGGUUCUGAUGCACACCCACCAGCCUUACGCCACCGCCCUAGCUUGCAUGAAGGACCCAGAACUUCUGAUGGUGCACCAAAACUCGGCAAGGUUUUACAAAAGAGUUGCAUACGACAACAAUUAUACCGGCCUCGCCGAGGCCAUUGACGAAGGCAAGAGAUUGGGAGAGGCCUUGGGUGACAAGGACAUCUUAUUCAUGGGUCACCAUGGCGUACUCAGCGUCGGAACAGAGGUUUCCAUUGCCUUCGACCAUCUCUAUUAUCUGGAGAGAGCUGCCCAGCUACAGAUACUCGCUUUGUCAAUGCGCAAGGAAGUGGAUCUUAUCCCCGAAGAGGAUUGCAAAAUGACUUGUGACUCAUUUUGGAAAAAUAUCAAAGGCUAUAGUGACGCACAUUUCUUCUCCAUGUACCGCAGACUUCGCAAAACUCAGCCAGACUUCGAACAGUAACCAUGAAGUGACUGCUGAGAAAGCUCAAUAAAAAAUAUAAGAAUA